Messenger RNA from Coregonus sp. 'balchen', 18271 nucleotides. The record is from the annotation of a GenBank genome assembly. Lineage: Eukaryota; Metazoa; Chordata; Actinopteri; Salmoniformes; Salmonidae.
AUGGGUGACCACCGGGCCAAGCUGGAUGACACCCAGGCCCUGCUGAAGGACGCCCAGGGGAAGAGCAGGGAGGCUGGGGCCCUGUCCGGACAGAACCAGCGCAACCUCACCGCCCUGGAGGUCAGCAGCCUGGUCACACAUACAUACACGUACUAACUAUUCCAUAGUUAUAUAUACACCAUCACUCACAACGUGGGUUGUUGUUUCUGUAAAAUUACUGGAGCUGACUGUUCUUGUCUGUCUGUUUGCAGAGAAAGAGGGAUGCUGUGAGCUCAGUGAAGAAAGGAACUGAAGACGUGCUGGCAGACGGAGAGCGCAUUCUGGCUGAAGCCAAUGGGCUCUCAGACAACAUCAAUAAGGAGAUUGAGGUAUACACACUCACUUACACACACACAGAUCCCAACUCGAGUCAGGCCUGUCAAGCCCUUCAUUGGGGAAGGAAGACACACCUUUACUCUGUUGGGUUGCUGUUGUGUUGUCAGACAGAUGUAGCCUGCAGCACUAUUGGACUUUACUGUAGACCUUUUUCUGUCCAGGACUUAAUUUGUACAUCUGUACGCCUCACCUGCAUCAAUGAGGAGGUUCAGCUUGAUCUCUCUCCCUCUUUCUCUCUCUUUCUGUUUUUUUCUGUCUGUCUGUCUUUCGUGCGAAAACAACGGAGCGCGAUGAGCGGGGUCGCUCAGAAGAGAGCUGAGAAGCGCAGAGAGCGAGCUCAGAUCUCUCUCGACUCUAAUAUCUCUCUCUCUCGUGAGCGCGAUCUAUCUCUCUCUCUCUCUCUCUCUCUUCUCCUCUUCGCUCUCCUCUCUCCUCUCUCCCUCUCCCUCUCCCUCUCUCUCUCUGUGUAGGAUCUGGAGGAGAUGGAGCAUGAGCUGGGUCCUCUCCAUGGGCAGCUGGACUACAGUGUGAGCCAUCUGACCCAGGGCCUGAGUGGCAACACCCUGACUGACCUUCUGCAGGACGCUGAGAACCACGCUGCUGAGCUCAACGUGUCCUCAAACAUCCUGGACCGGUACAGACAAACACACACACACACAGGCAGGCACAUAGGCUGGCUCACAGAAAGAUAGACAGACAGACCGACACACACACACACACACACACACACACACACACACACACACACACACACACACACACAGGCAGGCACACAGGCUGGCUCACAGAAAGAUAGACAGACAGACACACACACACACACAGGAAGGCACACAGGCUGGCUCACAGAAAGAUAGACAGACAGACAGACAGACAGACAGACAGACAGACAGACAGACAGACAGACAGACAGACAGACAGACAGACAGACAGACAGACAGACAGACAGACAGACAGACAGACAGACAGACAGACAGACAGACAGACAGACAGACAGACAGAAAGACAGACAGACAAUGAACCAAUAAUAUUUUUGGGGGGGUAGUUUUGUUUGUUCUACCUCUGUUAUAAUGAUACAAUGGAUUGAAUGUAAUUGUUGUUAUUGAAUGUUUUGUAAGUGUAUUGGCUGGUGUCCUAACCAAGUCUCUUGCUGUCUCCUCACAGCAUCCUGGCAGAAGCCAAGAACCUGUCCUUUAACGCCACAGCAGCGUUCAACGCAUACAGCAACAUCAAGGACUUCAUCGAGGAGGCUGACAAAGAGGCAAAGCAGGCCAGGGCACGCGGGACAGAGGCCCUUCAGCUGGUGAGAGCACAUACACACCUACACACACUUCACCCCUUCACCCCGCGCGUGUGUGUGCGCGUGUGUAUGUGUGUGCGCGCGUGCGUGUAAGGACUCAAAGAGGACCUCUCUCUCUAAUGUGCUGAGCAGCAGAGUUUUGGCGUUCAAACGUUUUUGCAUUUCCUUAUUCAUUUCCAUUAGUCACGCUGGAGAGAUCAAAGUUCCAGCGCUGUUGUCCUUAUUAUCAUGACUCUGCCUCCUGCAGCAGGAGCCAGCGGAGGUGAAGAGAAAUCUAUUCCCCCUUCUUCUCUCUGAAGGAGAGAGGGAGAGGCUCAGGGGGCUGAGAGGGAACAUUGGUCCCCUCUGUGGAAAUCUCCUCAGCCCGUGUGUCCUCUGUUCAAAAACACUGCUUUUCCUCUCCACACACUAUUAACAAUGUAAAAAAAAAGACUGUUUUCAGAACUAUGUUGGUGUUUUUAUAUUCAUUUGUGCACUUCAAUGUGUUAAGUUAUGAUGUUAAGUCUGAGAAACAGAGGCAUAUGCACCUGAGGUUCUCUAUUAAUAAAAGGUAUUAUAAGUUCUAUAUUAAAUAGUAUUUGUGUAGUACGCUGUGCAUUGUGCAGUACCUAGGAGUAUCUUGUACUAUUCUAUUGUUGUAUGUACAGUAUGUAAUUCUUCUACUACAUUCUUUGGUCACUGUAGAAUGCACUGUUCUGAUAUUCAAGCGUACAUUCUUGGUGCACACACACAGGCAUCAGGACCCAAAGGCUCUUUGAAGGAUAACGCCAAGAACUCUGUUCGGAAGAGCAUUCAACUGUGGAACGAAGCCAAGCAGUUAGAGAAUGAUGUGAAAGGUAAAUCCAGUUCCACUGAGACAAAAUCAUGUUGAUCCCUUCCCCAUACAACACCCACCAACUGUGAUGAUAAACGCCAGACAUAUUUCAAAGAGCUGUUUUUUCUGAGGAGUGUUGGUAUGGAUAUGUUUUUGGGAACCAAGCGGACGUCUUUGUAUUUCAGAGAACGCUGAGAGUGUUGGCAGUCUCCAGGCUAGGGUGAAAGCUGGUGGCUUGAAGAACAAGGGCUUGCGGAAGGAUCUGGACGAUACGUUACGGAAGCUGAAUGCAAUCCCCAAUGGUAAUCACAGAAACAACAGUAGGAAAUGACCUUUGUUUAAAUACAAACAACAAAUGAAAUACUUCUCAUUGAUGUGUGUUGCUGCUGGAGCAAUUUGUCAGGCUGAGCCCAGGAUGUGGGAGCAUAAUGGAUCAAUAGUGGUGUAGCUAUGAGGUGAGAGGCCACAUGCUCUUGUAGAUCCAACAUGACAGAAGUCAAUGCGGCACAGUCCAGGUUAAAUAUGGUAAGGAAUCAGACAGGCAGGCUGCAGGGUGCAUUCAAAACAUCUGACGGGUGGGCAGCAGAGUUGACAUAAAGAUUUCUGUAAGGCUGUUAAACAUCAUGUAUGACCGACUACCUCCAAUAGUCCAUACCAUGUUGGAUUACUAGUCUCUCUUGAACUUUAGAUUACUACAUAUUGUAUACCAACUUUGUUGUCCAGAUACAGCAGCCAAGCUACAGAUUACCAAGGCCAAGGCAGGAGAUGCCAACGACACAGCCAAUGAUGUACUGGCCAGACUGAGAGACAUGAACCUGAACCUGAUGGGCCUGAAGAAGAACUACAGCAAGCUGGAGGAUGACGUCAACAAGGCCAACAACAUGAUCCAGGACCCUGAGAAAAACAGUAAGAGAUCCUCUGGGUGUUGUAGUUCUUAAGGGUAGGAAAGCUGUAGUAUUUACUGUAUAUUAAAAGUAUUGUCCGUGCCAAGACAUGCGCUGAUUGACUCAAAAUGCAUUUGUUAGUUUUUUUGGGUUCAACUUAAACUUGUGAGCGUAGAUAUCUAUUACUCUGGCACAUUUCUGUCUCACACAUGACAUUGUAUAAUUCUGUACCUCACAUAUUUUUUUCUUUCUGUCCCAUUUUUCUUUUGAACCCCAACAGCAAUAAGUAUGUAUACCUUUUAUAUUACCUGAUUAAAGCUCCUGCAUGAUGACAGAGAGAGUAUCCAUUAGUGCUGCAUGGGCUGUACCGUAGCUGUAGGAAAAAUAGUAACAAUAAAAUACCUCUUGCUUUCAUUCUGUCUUCCUCAGCAUUCCAUCUCUUUGUUUCACUUCAACAGGAUUAAAACGUGUAUUUUAGAGCUUCACUAAGCCUGUUAUCCUAAUGUAUGCCUUGGAAAGAUUACCGGUGGCUAAUUAUGAAUGCAUAGCAAGCCAUUUACUAUGUCAUCCUCUUUCUUUUCAUAACAGCUUUCAGCUCUUUACCUUUAAAUAAGUGACUGUGAUCUUCACCUUUAAAUAAGUGAUUACGAUGCCGCCAUCUCUCCGCUGAUCUCUAACUAAUAGGCCUGGCUCACAGAAAGCAGUGGCUGUGGAAAUUAGUAGUUAGUAAGGAAGUGUGAUGUUUGGUGUUUUUAGACUGACGUCUCUCUACCCUGUGUGUGUGCGUCUGUGCGUGUGCGUCUGUCCGUCCUUGUGUGUGUUUGUUCUUGCGUGUGUGUGUCUGGCGUGUCUGGUGUGCGUGCUUACGUGUGUGUGUGUGUAUGUGUGUAUCAGUCCAUGCAGCGGGGGCCAAGGUGAAAGACCUGGAGGACAAGGCAGACAGACUGCUGGAGAAACUGAAGCCCAUCAAAGAGCUGCAGGACAACUUGAAGAAAAACAUCUCCCAGAUUAAAGAGUUGAUCAAUCAGGCGCGCAAGCAGGCCAACUCUGUGAGUCACACUCCUCCUCUCCAUCCCUCUCUCUCGUUCCCACCUCCUCUGUUUCCACUGCUUUAAUCAGUGGCUUCUAAGCCGGCCAUUCUGCUAACUGUGCCAUCAUCACAGAAAUGGUGAUUUACAACUCGUUCUAGGAGAGUUCAGUCACAUCCCUCUUUAUCCCUCCACCCAGCUUUAGCUUGUGGUGCACAUGCAUCGCCACAGUUUGAGUGAAGGCUCUGUUAAACAAAGAACAUUCAAUCAAAGAUAACGUGUGUUGUUGUUUUUUAACAGUCUCUUACACUCAAGGUUUGUGUGUUUUUUAUUUGAUUGGUACAAAAGAGUAAAAUAACAAAUUGUUGCUCUUGCCUCUAAAGGACAUUGCACUUGUACUUCUGUUACUACACAGUUGUGUUUUCCUGAACGUUUCUUCCCACUGGGCACAGACGUCAAUUCAACAUCUAUUCCACUUUGGUUCAACGUAAUUUCAUUGAAAUGACGUGGAAACAACGUUGAUUCAACCAGUGUGUGUCCAGUGGGUUGGACCUUUUUAGUGCUCUCUGUUUGGUAUAAGAUCCGUGUGAUGUCUCCCUACAAAGAUUAAAGUGUCCGUAUCCUCUGGACCUUUUUAGUGCUCUCUGUUUGGUAUAAGAUCCGUGUGAUGUCUCCCUACAAAGAUUAAAGUGUCCGUAUCCUCUGGACCUUUUUAGUGCUCUCUGUUUGGUAUAAGAUCCAUGUGAUGUCUCCCUACAAAGAUUAAAGUGUCCGUAUCCUCUGGACCUUUUUAGUGCUCUCUGUUUGGUAUAAGAUCCAUGUGAUGUCUCCCUACAAAGAUUAAAGUGUCCGUAUCCUCUGGAGGAGACUGUAUCCGUGCAUAUCGACCAGAAAUCAAGAAGGGUCGCUACAAUGCCAUCAUUGUGAAUGUGAAGACCACCUCCCCUGAUAACCUACUCUUCUACCUGGGCAGUAUCAAAUAUGUGAGUCAGAGGAGAUAACGCCACACUGAGAUGUUAGUCACCUGUGUGUGUGUGUGUGUGUGUGUGUGUGUGUGUGUGUGUGUGUGUGUGUGUGUUUGUGGAUACAAUCACUAAGUAAAUCACUUAACCCUAAUAUGGUAAACCUCUGGGCAACAAAUACAUUUUUGUGUGAAACUUAACAUAUUAGGGCUAUUUUUCACUGUUUGGUUGGGCUUAUCUCUAGCCCGGGAUGUGUAAUGUGUUGUUGACCAAUUAAUUAGAUAUCAUUCCACCAGUGGAUAUUUCUCAACAUACAAGAUAAAUACCAAUUAUGUUCAAGUCAGAGAGGAAAUAAUAAAAGGUUAUUCAUUUCCUUGUGAGAUCCUCAGGAGAGAGUGGGUGAUAUUGCCUCUAUGUACUGCAACAGCGACCACAGCAAUUAACCGGCCGUUCAAACCAGACUAUUUCAUCUGGUUUCAUCACUGAUUUCCCUGGGGAAAUCACAAUCCUGUUGCUCCUCUCCUGAUUUGCCUGUGCCUCUUAAUUCCUCAGGAUCUUAUUCUAAUGUGUCCUGCUCUGUGCUCCUACACUGUGCGACACUACAGCAGUCUAGACCCAUAGAGAGAGAAAGAAUAGUCAUCGAUCUGUAAUGUUAUCAGGUAGGAGAUUGCAGCGCUGCAUCUUAUUGGCUCAUCCUCUGUCUGCCUCUAGAUUGACUUCCUGGCCAUUGAGAUGCGUAAGGGCAAGGUCAACUUCCUGUGGGACGUGGGCUCUGGAGUGGGCAAGGUUGAGUAUCCUGACAUGACUAUCAACGACGGCAACUGGCAUCGCAUCGAGGCCUCACGGUAGAAAACCAUUGUUAUUCACAUUCUACACCAGGUCUUUUUUCAGAGCAAAGGUUAUUGAAAGGGAUUCGUCUAUGAGUUUAUUCAUUAGUUAAUCUUUUAACACUGAUUGUGCCAGGUAGCCUUCUUAUUGAAAAUUUCAUGAAGUUUUAAUUCAUCAUCUGAUCAUUUCUGUUUUGAUCCCAGGAAUGGCAUCAAUGGCACCAUCUCUGUCCAUGCACUGGAGGGUCCCAAAGCUGGCAUCAUGCCCACCUCUAAGAGUGGCACCUCUCCUGAUGGCUAUACUAUCCUGGAUGUGGACCAGAAUGCCUACCUGUUUGUCGGUGGCAUAUUGGGCAGUGUGAAGGUAGCUGAUAUCACUUUGCCAUACAGAAGUUUAUCCCAGAGCUAUAUAUUUAGUAUUUUGUUACCGCUUUCUUUUUUUUGCUAGAUUCAUUGGUAUUCACUAUGUGUAUCGUUGUUUGUCCUGUAGAAAGCGGACGCUGUCAAAACCACUACUUUCUCCGGGUGUAUGGGAGAGACAUACCUGGACAACAAACCUAUUGGCCUGUGGAACUACAGAGAGAGAGAAGGAGACUGCAAAGGAUGUGUGGUCAGGUAUGCCUGCGUUUUCACAUCACAUUGAAUACUUGAUAUUAAUGUAUAUUGUAGUGUAAGGACUUUUUUUUAACGAUCUCAUAAACAUUCACGAAUGUUUUACUCUAGAAGUUCACUAUACACUCUUUUAUGUCCUAAAAGUUCACUUGACUGUGUGAUUAUUGCUGAGUGUUUGGGGGUGUGUGCUUCAGCCCCCAGCCGUCAGACACAGAGGGGACGGUACAGUUUGAUGGGGAGGGCUACGCUGCUGUGAGCCGCCCCACCAGAUGGAACCCCAACGUCUCCACCGUCAUGUUCAAGUUCCGCUCCUUCUCCACCGACUCCCUGCUCAUGUAUUUCGCCACCAAGGAUAUGGUAACCUCACUCAUACACACACCUGUCUCUUAACGAGGACUAGCAAACUGUUCAAGUUCAGUAGUAAUGAAAACUGUUAAAUGUGUGUUAGAUAUGAAUCAUUUAUCUAUAUUACUCAAUAAACUCUCUCUCUCUCCCUCUCUCCCCUCUCUGAGACAGAAGGACUUUAUGAGUGCUGAGUUGAGUGAUGGUCUAGUGAAGGUGAGUUUUGACCUGGGCUCAGGCACCGGCUCGGUCCUCAGUAUCAAGAGACACAACGACGGCAGGUGGAAGUCCUUCACUAUGGCCCGCAUGAAGAAACAAGGUGACACUCACACUCAUCAUAAUACAUAUAACAUUCCACUCCAGUUGAUGUUUGUAGAGACUGUGUAGUUUAUAGAACAUACCGCCUUUGUAGCUUCAUCAGAGCUUUUUGUUGAACAGACAUUUACCCUUGUUGGUUUCCUUUCACCCCAGCUACGGUGACCAUCGUGGACAUAGAUACCAAUGAAGAGGAGAAGCUGGUGGUGUCAUCCCAAGGCUCUGCCACUGGGCUCAACCUCAAGGAGGAUGAGAGGAUCUACUUUGGGGGUUUGCCAACCAUUGGAAACUACAGGUAUGUACUGUACUCUGUAGGAUGUCAAUCACCUCUACAGUAGGGCCUUAUGCUACAAGUCUGUUUUUAUGUGUGCACUAAAGUACACCUCAGAUAGCUUUUCUUUACACCUCUGCUCCGUUCUUUGCUCAGACACUCAGUACUCUACAGUCUGUUACUCAUUGUUGCUAUUCUUCUCAUGUUGUCACGUUUGGCUAUGAAAGUUGAGGAUUGACAAGGGAUAUAGGCAGACAGACAGACAGACACUUAAGUUUCCAUUAGAACACCUCUAUCUGCUGCCGGACCUUGAGUCAGUGUCACAUUGUCACUGCCCUCUCUGGUGUUAACUCUCAUUGAACUCUAACAAUAGAUAACAUAAACAGGAACAAUGGGUUAUAUAGAUCUGUCAUUGUAAACAUUCAAUGUUAGACCUUCACAGUCUCUGGCAGUAUCAGACGUAUAUUCUGUAGGUCUUAUAGACCCUUUCAACACACACAGGGAGAACUGAAUGUACUCUUUUCACUUUUGAUUGUGACUCCUGUCUACAUAUUUUGACAGUGUUUAAUUUGUGUGUUAUACUUGUGCUAAUAUGCAUAUACGUUUAUAUUUUGUUCUUACAGUAUCAAAUCAAGGUAAAAAUGUGUACUGUUAAAGUUUCCUGUAUCACCUUUUGCAUGUACUAGCAUACCCAUUUACUCUCUAAAGCCUCUCUGGUAACCUGGCUUUACCAUGCAAGUUACCAUGCAUUUAGUUCAGAAAAAUAUGCUCUUGUGCUUAAGUUGUAGAUGCUUUAAUGCAACAAGCUGGUCAUCAGAAUUGAGUCAGUAUACACCCCUCCUUUUCUCAAUGGAGGUUUUAGAUAUUAGUCCAAAUGAACAUGAGCACAAAAUUCUGAGGACCAGUAGGAUACAGCUUCCACUCCUUUCCAUUCAAUAGAUGCUGUGUUGUCACCCCACCACUUCUCUAGCAUGUUACUGUAAAUGGAAUUUGCUGGCACCAUUUUGAAAUGAACAUUUAACAAUGAGGCACUCUUGGCAGCUUUGUGUCUGCUAUGCAGAAGAUGCUGUCUAAUUGUUCAGAUAAAUGUUUCAUAGCUUUAGAAUAAACCCCAGAUAAAAGGUAUACCAAAGAAAUGUUCUUAAAACAGCUUCAAAAAAGAAGCCUCACUUUAUUCAUUUAGAAUGAAUGCAGUCUCAAUUUGGUCUACAUCUCACGGUCAUUGGCUCCUAAAAAAAUGAGGACAGCACUUCCACAAUGAACAGAAUGAUGGUCAUAAUGGCAAUUGAGACAACUCUCUCUUCUCUUUACAGGUCAGAGGUUACCAAAAAGAGGUAUGCUGGCUGUAUAAGAGACAUUGAGGUUUCCAGAACCCCCUAUAACCUGCUGAGCAGCUCAGACUACACCGGCCUGACCAAAGGCUGCUCUGUAGAGGUCGGUUUAUCCUCCACAGGUUUUUAUUAGCACUCCUCCUCUUUCAUACCCCUCUUCUUUUCACCCCUCCCUUUAACUGUUUAUAGAUAUAGGCCUGCUCAUAAAAUAUGGGCCAACAUUUUGCCCAACAUCCCUCGAAAAAACAUAAGGAAGAAUAAAAAUGAGUGAGGUCAGAAAACUGAUAUAAAGAAACCGAAAAAGAUUAUUGGAAUAAUGAGAUAGUGAUAGAUACCAUAAAGAAGAGAAAUCACUGCUUCUAAAAGUGUUCUUUUCGUUAGGGAAAAAUAUUUAAAUAUUUAUACAAACACCAAAUCACAUUUUAUUGGUCAGAUACACAUAUUUAGCAGAUGUUAUUACGGGUGUAGCGAAAUGCUUGUAGGAGCUAGAAGCAGAGCUGCCAUGUCUGUCGGCGCCAUUGUUCAUCACCACAGACACCGAAUGCAAAAGACUGUAACAAUGCCAAGAAUUAAGUGGUAUAAGUCAUUUUGAAUUCAGCAAAGGCUGGUUUCUACGUCUCAGUUGUGUUUGGAAGAUGUUUGCAAAAUUUCACGCUCAAUUCAGCUCUUUCAUUUGUUGUGGACCCUGUGUCAAUGCCUGAUGAUGCAUCUGCAAAUGCAUACAGUGGUACUCUAACAAACUGUACUCUAACAAACAAGGUUUAUUAUUAUGUUCGUUAUAAGUCUGAAAUGUAUAUGAACAUUAUAAACAAAGCAACAUAGGCCUUAUAAUAUACUGUACUGUUAUACAGUAUUCAGAUUAUAAAAAGAACCCUGAAAAUUACUGAUGACUCUCAAUUGAAUGUGCUGUGAAUGACCGUGAUCUCUGGUCUCUCCCCAACAGAACCUCCACACAGUGAGCUUCUCCAAGCCAGGUCACAUGGAGCUGAGGUCCAUGUCCUUCGAUGUUGGCACAGAGAUCAGCUUGUCCUUCGCAACCAAGAGUGAUAAGGGUAUCAUCCUGUUUGGCAGUGGGAGCACCAAUGGGGCCAGCUCCCAGUUCCAACUCCCCAAGAGGAGACGCAGGCAGUCUGGGGAGGUAAGAGGAGGAGGAUGAGACACAUACACACGCACAUACACACGCACAUACACACAAACACACUCUCUCACUUCAGUGUUGCAGUUAUGAAAGCCUCCUAACUCAGCACCUAGUCCUCUAUAAUGUCACCUCCUUGUUCUUUAUAAGUCAUUGCAUCCUAUUUCCCAGUAGCAAUGGAAUGGUUGUUGGAGGUGUUUCUAGGUUUCUGUAAUUUAAUAAGGGGCGCUGUGCUGUCUGGUUGAGUUGCUUUGAAAAACUAACAGCACAUUGCUAAUCAAUUUCUGCUGUGUGCAAGGCUCGUUAUUAAAUGAAUGAUAAAAGAGAUGGAUUGCCUGUAAGCUGUAAUGAUUAUACAUUCACCCGACAGCAAACAAAAGUUGAUCAUCUUUCACAGAGGGCUAAAGGCUGGGAGAUUUGCGACAACGGCUUUGAUUAAAAUAUGGCUUUUUGCAUCUGUUAGGGCACUCUUCAUCUCUCCAGCUCUCUCUCUCAAUCUCUCCCUCUGUUCGUCUGCAGACUUCUGCGGACCAACACAUCAAUUAUGGCCCGUGGCUGCAGGAAAUGAUAGCGGGUUUAACCUCUAACAUUCUCCCUUCAUGUGCCGUUAGUAAGAAAUAGAUUAUACAACAGCCCUCUGAUAGAUCACGUCCAAUUCGGCAAUAACCCUUGGGAAAGGUCCAGACCGUCACCUUUGAAAAUCAUUAGGGCCUAGUAAAUUAAGUGGAUGUCAUUUCGAAUGAGUACAAGUCGGCCUCGUCGGCCUCCGUGUCCGCGUCAUUCUUUCUGCCAAUUUGCGCAGGGGACAGGAGGAGCGCAUGCUGCAUCAGACCAGAGGUAUUCUAACGGUAGCACUCCCUCACUCUCCCUAGGCAAACUCCCUCUGUGCAUGCUAGUCUGCAAUGCUGUCAAGGGAUGUGCUCAACAUCUCGCUGGACUGAUUACAGAGAAUUUAAUCAUAACAAGAGGCACUUAAAUCUAUCUAUUUCUUGCCUGGUAUGUUUCAGAGAGGGCCGCACUUUCUCUGAAGUUCUGCCCAAACAGAAUCGAAUCAAGCCGUGUAGAGAAAUAGAGGACUUACAUAAACGCUACAAGUCCUCAGGGUUGAAAAGUGUAUCAGUAUGCAAUUAUGUAAAGUUUACUUCCGUUCUCAAAGUAUGUGAGGUUUCUGGUGAAUGGCAUAACGUUCUAAUUGUCUUUGAACAUUCAGGACUCCCUAUUGCAUUAAGCCUGUACUGACUUGCCCCAGAUGAUAGUGCAUAAAGCCUUUGUUUAAUAACCACAGUGUUUAUGUGCGAUAUUGCUUUUCUGUAUAACCUUGUGUCCCUGAGUCUGUCCUGAGGUGGUGUUGGUCAUUGAGAUUGGAUGUUGUUGUGCCUCCAUGGUUCUUCCCCCUCACAUCCCCUCUCGUCUCCCCUGCAGCCCUUCCUGGCCGUGUUGCUGAACAAGGGGGCCCUGGAGGUGCUGGUGUUCACAGGCAGCCACAGCCCACGCAGGGUGGUCCGCAAGCCUGACCAGGGUAUCCUGCAUGACGGGAGGGAACACACUCUGCGCAUCGAGAGACUGGGUGGCAGGUGCGUAACACACACAAACACACACACACACACAUUGGUAUUGGUAUACACUGAACAGCGUCAUACAGUUUAGCACAAUAACUUGUGUCUUAAUAAACUUGUUUCCAGCUUUUCAUUUUUAGCUGUCUUUACACAGAGCUGGCUCAAAGUGUCUCACUGUACUGUCCUGCGUGGUUCUCUGUCCAGGUCAUUCGCCGUCCAGGUGGAUGAGGAGCUGAAGAGGGAGCAGGCUCUUCCCAACGACCAAAACAUGGGCAUUAAGAGACUGUUCAUCGGGGGUAUCCCCCCUGAUGUAGAGCUCAGCACCCAGAGACCCAACGACCCCUUCGAAGGCUGCAUCUGGAACCUCAUGAUUAAUACCAUGUACGUCUCUCACCAUCUCCUAUUAUCUCCCGAGUACAUCUAGUCUAUCUACCAUAACUAUUCAUUAUCCUGAUUGUAGAUAUUAUUCAUGGAAGGCUAUGUGGGAAAUGUUGUACAUGCGUUGUGGUGUCAUGUAGUUGUGAGCUGUUUCAUGGUGCGUUCGUUUCUCCCAGUUAAAGAGGUUGUAAAUGCUGUUAUUUAACAGUUUUUUUCUACGGAUGAUAAUAAAUUCCUAUCAUUAGGAAUCAGUGCUCUCUCUCUCUCUCUCUCUCUCUCUCUCUCUCUCUCUCUCUCUCUCUCUCUCUCUCUCUCUCUCUCUCUCUCUCUCUCUCUCUCUCCCCAGUGGGCUAAACACAGUUGACCCAUAUUUAGUUGGCUUUAAUGGGGCUGUCCUUUGUGAUAACCAUGUUCAUAAUUACACUGAUAGCCAAGCCCCAUCAUCACCCAUUUACACACUCUCUCUUUCUCUCCCUGUGUGUGUCUGUGAUUUUGUGUGCGCGGGCACGUCUGUGCAUGUGUGUGUGUGUGUUUUCUUGCCCGCGUCUUUAUGCCCUACAGCCUCACAGACUUCUCCCAGCCCGUGGUCUUUGAGAAUGCAGAGAUCGGCCAGUGUCCCAACCUGGCUCCUCCCCCUCCCCCGCUGCCCCUCCCAGAAGAAGAGGAUGAAGAGGAGGAGGAGGCCAAGGAAGAAGACGUGUCCCAGCCGGUCCAACCUGAGGCUCCUGCUGUACCACCACCCACCCCGACACCCAGACAGACCCCUCCACCUCCCACUGUAGGUCCCACUCCCACUAGGGGUAUCAGGGAGUAGCAGAAAGGAAAGGCGCGUUAAAUGACUCAUUUCCCACCCUAUGAUGGUGUGAUACAUUUUCCCCAUGGGUCAUAAAGAGCUGACAUCCAUCCCCAGCAAAGCUCAGCCAGGCAGGCCGGUUGGCCCUGAGUCUAAAUACACUAUCAGAGAGGUUGAUGUGGCUGGGAUAAAGAAUGGGACGUUUUCCAAUCCAUUAGGUCUGCUUUAUAGGUAAAGUUGCAGUGUUGACAGGGCUCUUUCUUAUAGCUCCUGUGCUCAAUAUAUCCUCUCUGGCUGACAGCUGAGGUAGUGUAGCAGCGCUCUCUCUGUCCUCUCUCUCUCUCCCUCCCCCCCCCCCCCCCCCCCCCCCCCUCUCUCCCUCUUUCUCUCUCUCUCUCUCUCUCUCUUUCUCUCUCUCGCUCAUCCAUUCUCAUCUAACCAAGAUGCCUUGCAUUGGCCUACCCCACCUGUAUCUUCCUCAUAUAUUCUCAUGAUACAUCUCCAUGGACGUAUCAUCGUAGGCAAAUGUAUAGAUUGCGGCAGUAUUGCCACUGGUAGUACCUCUCUUUGCUUGUAGAAAUGAUGUGCAUUUCUGUAAUAAUACUGUAAUCCUUUUCUUAGCACUGUUCCUCUAGCUACCUGCUGUGCUGACUUUCGCCAUUCAUAACAUCAGUGCCCCAGCCUGAUUGGUGGGCCGCCUGUGUCAUGAAUGCUGUAGCCAAUCUGAUUGGCAGUGUGUACCACAGCUUAACCCUUUCACUCCCCCCUUGCCCUGCCGCUACUUUAGGACGCGCCCCCUGUCGUACCUCCAGAACUCAGCCCCGCCACAGAGGAACCUGACUACGGUGCUGUCACAGCCCCUCCGGUACCACUCUACUCUUCUCACUCACUUCUCCCUACGUGUCCCCCCCUCCCCCCCGAGCCCUUUAAGCAUGUGUCUGCUGAACCUUCAUCUCAUUGGAUCCCACCUCAAGACCUUCAACACCAUGCCGUCUGUGUGAAGAUUUGUUGCUCAUGUGAAAUAUACAUUCCAUGUCCAUAUUCUUAGUAUUGGCAACAGACGUUUUACUUUCAAUGGGGAUUUUCUUAGAAGAGAAGUACAUUCUUAGUAAACCAAUAUGGUUGUAGUAGUUCUUCUUUAUAAACAGGCUAGAUAUGCUGUAAUUUAUGCUGUGACUUUAAGAUAAAUAAAUGCCCUUUUAAGCAAUGGGAGCCUUUGUGGCUAAACAAGAAUAUAGAAGAAAAGGGAUAUUCUACAUUGAGUGAGAUGUGGAUGCAAGGUCAGAGUAAAAGGAAUGUCUUCAUGUACAGAACUGAACCAAAUACGUGAUUCAGAUGUUGGCAGUGCUAAGGUGGCCUUGCAAAAACACAUUUCAAUUUUCAGGUAGUCUCAAUAGCAACUUCAUGUGUUUUUCAUUAGCACCAUCUACUGGCACAUGUUAGAAUAGCACUUCAGACAGAAAGUAGGUAGACUACUGUACAUUCAUAUUCAAGGAAGGUUUGCAUUGUCUUUUAAUGCACUCUGUGAAUGAGAUCAUGUUGAUAUAAUGUUUUUAAGACGACUGCCACUCCCCCCCCCCCCCCCCCCCCCUUCUUCAACAGCUUUCCUGUGCUGCCGAGGCAUCUCCAGUGGUCUUAGAGAAAGCCAAACAGUUUGGUCUCUCCAAAAAACAGCCAUGUUGCAUUUGAAUUCGAUGACACAAAGGUUAAGAACAGGUAUGUCGAGUUUACAUUUAUUUGAUAACAGUAAAGCCCAAAUGAGACCUUUCUUAUCUAAAUGAUACAUAAUAAUGUUAUUAAAGACAUGGGUAAUAUCUGUAAAUGCCAUAUUGGAUUGACAGUGUUGUGAAUGUGUUUGCUUGCAGACUGAUCAUAGAGUUUGAGCUGCGGACCACAGCAGAGUCAGGCCUGGUGUUCUACAUGGCAAGGAUCAACCACGCUGACUUUGCCACCAUCCAGGUGAAGGAGGGCAUGGCCCACCUCGGGUACGACUUGGGCCACGGCAACACCUCCGUCAGCGUGCCACGCAUCAUCAACGACGGACACUGGCACAAGGUCUGGGCUCUCGAGUCAGCUGGUGAAACCUUCAUCAUAGCAACAAUGAAACCAAUAUUCAUAAUAAUUUAUAACCCUUAACGUGGUGUACAGAGUCUGUUGGCAGUUACCAUCAGGUCUACUUCACUGUCUGAGUGAGUUUAUAUAGUGAGAGCAGAUAGCUAAAUACUGUAUGUCACAAUGACGCUAUAAAAGCACUAUGACUAGUUAGUUGACCAAAACAGGAAGCAAGCAAAGUAAUCAGAAACUACAGUACUUUAUUUUCAUCUCUGUCGUAGCAGGCCGCGACCGGCAGACCCUAUGGGGCGGCGCACAAUUGGCCCAGCGUCGUCCAGGGAAGGGGAGGGAAUGGCCGGCAGGGAUGUAGCUCAGUUGGUAGAGCAUGGCAUUUGCAACGCCAGGGUUGUGGGUUUGAUUCCCACAGGGGGCCAGUAUGAAAAAAAUAAUAAUGUAUGCACUCACUAACUGUAAGUCGCUCUGGAUAAGAGCGUCUGCUAAAUGACGUAAAUGUAAUUGUGUAUUAAAGCUAUGUAUUGUUAUUGUCCUUGUUUCCCCUCAAAUCUUUUCCCUUCUGCUGUCACAGAUCCGGGUGAUGAGAGAGAAACAGAGAGGUGUACUGGUGAUAGACAACCGCUACUCCAAGCACACCACCAGCCCCAAGAAGGCUGAUAUCCUGGAUGUUGUUGGCAUGCUGUAUAUAGGUGGCCUACCCGUCAACUAUACCACCAAGAGGAUCGGACCAGUACGUUCAUACACGCUUCCUCCCAUUUGGUUUGGUGGUGUAUUUCAUUUGUAGGAAGUGAAACACAAGCCUCACUGUAGACUCUGUAUUACUUUCAAUUGUAUGUAUUACUCCUUACUGUAGACUCUGUAUUACUGUAAUUGUAUGUAUUAUGCCUAACUGUAGACUCUGUAUUACUGUAAUUGUAUGUAUUACAUUACAUGUGAUCAGCUUAAAGUGUUGAUAUUAACAGUAAUCGUUUACAACUUAUGGGAUACAUUCAAAAGUAAAUGACAUGUCUCAGUGUAAAGUAUAGUGUUGGUUGUGUUCUUCUUCUAGGUCUUGUACAGUAUCAAUGGCUGCAUUAGGAAUUUCAAGAUGCUGGGGAAUGUGUUGGACAUGGACACGCCCACCUCCAGCCACCACGUGGGCAGCUGUUUCAUCAGCACUGAGAAGGGAACCUACUUUGAUGGCACUGGAUAUGUCAAAGCAGGUACGUUCUGACACUCAAAACGUAGAACUGUACCUAUAGUUAUGGCCUGGAGUUGUUCCUGACCAUGUGACCUGACCAGGAAAAACUCCUGACCCCACGAUGCAAAAUAUCCCACCAAUCACAUAAUAUAAUAAUAACGUGGAACAAUACAUGUUGAUGAUGAAUGGUUGACUACUCGUACACCAACUUUUCACAGAGAUAUUAUUUUUAUGACAGUAUCAUAGAGAACUUAUUAUUCAAUCUCAUGGCAGUUGUUGUAUCAAUUCUGACUGCUCCCUGUAUCUCCUGUCCUCUGGUUCAGUGGGUUCCUACAGGGUGGGUCUGGACGUGUCUCUGGAGCUGGAGUUCCGUACGUCCCAGAGCAACGGUGUUCUGCUGGCGGUCAGCAGCCAGGUGGACACCAAGAUGGAGGGCCUUGGCAUCGAACUGCACAACGGAAAGGUACACACAAACAUACAAUACAAUGCUGCUUUGUUGUACCACAUACAUUUAAUUCUAACCAGACUCUACACUCUCUUACUGUAAGCCUAACAACAACCAUAAGUGUGCAAAGCUAUUGUACUGUAUACAUUAGUUAAUGGGGUUCAAUAGGAUCAUGGUUGUUCAUAACUAACAGUCAUGUUUUGUUACAAACUACCUAUUGAACAGGUCAGGUGUAUUCUGAGUAUGACUUCUUCCCUCCCUAGCUGCUGUUCCACGUGGACAACGGAGCGGGCCGGAUCACAGCUGAAUACCAGCCUGAAGCAGAGGCAGGCCUCUGUGACGGUCAGUGGCACUCGGUCACAGCCCACAAGCUCCGCCACAGGCUGGAGAUCAUAGUGGACGGCAGGAAGGUGGAAGCAGAGAGCCCCAACGCCAGGUUCAACACCGUUGACACCAGCGACCCCAUCUACGUCGGUGGAUACCCAGGUGCAUAUAUGACUGCAUAAAUGAAUGGACAACGUGACACCAUUCAUUCCUAUGUAAAGACUCAAUAGAGUAUUUGAAGCCUAAGAAGUCGGUUAAGGGAUACUUCAGGAUUUUGACAGUGAGGCCCUUUAUCUACUUCCCCAGAGUCAGAUGAACUUGUGGAUACCAUUUUUAUGUCUCUGCGUACAGUUUGAUUGAAGAUUGCUAACUAGCAUUCAUUGUGCUAACGGUAGUUAGCAUUGGCUCGCGAAACUACCUCUAACUUCUUUCCUAUUGGACAAAGAGACAUAAAAAUGGUAUCCACGAGUUCAUCUGACUCUGGGAAAGCAGAUGGCCAAAAUCCAAAAUCCCGAAGUAUACCUUUAAGAUGGCGUCUUAAAGAUUUAUGUAGACAUAACAUGUGCAGUUUGAGCUACUCCAGGAAGUGACAUUGCAGGCUAGCUCAGUGCUGCCCCCUCUCAUUGAGUAUCUCAAGUUGAAUGGCGACCGAGGUACUGCAGGCUGCCAUUAGCUACUAAAUUACACAUAUAACUUCAUCUGCGAUUUUAAAAUAAUCGGUUCAAGCACAUACAUCUGGUGUAAUAGAAGCAAUUAUUGGUACCAUGAUUGUCUUCAAAAAAAUAUUUUAUUUAUAUUAAGAUUGACCACGUAGAUUGCCAUUUUCCCCUUCACGAUAAUGGGGGACCCUGUCUUCUGAAAACGAUGCCUGCAGUACCGCGAUUGGCCUUGAACUUCAUGGCUUCAACGAUGUCUGUGCCCAGUGGGAUGCCUGUGGAAUCAGGUUACAUUUAUACCUCCUGAACAUGACCCUGGAUACUGUGAAGCAAACCGUGCUCCACUAUAAUGUUGAAAAUGUUUGUGCUUUACUUCCUAUCUAAACAUCAGGAUAUAAUCAAAGUAAUAACGUCAAGCAGUCAUCGGCUUUCUGAUUUAUGAAAUAGAAACAUGAAUGUGCUUAAUGGGGCAGAAAAUAACAGUCAUAAAUCAAUGGUGUCUUUUAUCUCUUUUCCAGAGGGGCUCAAGCAGUUUGGCCUGACUUCUAGUACUUCAUUCAAAGGCUGCAUGCGCAACCUGAAGAUAACCAAGGCAUCCAAAGUGUUAGAGGUUCAAUUCAACAAGGGCCUGGAAUUCAAGGGGGUUCAACCCCUCACCUGCCCAGCCAAUGCAGCCUAA